Molecule: messenger RNA, 1539 nt
Organism: Hordeum vulgare subsp. vulgare (domesticated barley)
Lineage: Eukaryota; Viridiplantae; Streptophyta; Magnoliopsida; Poales; Poaceae
Product: phytochrome A-associated F-box protein
Exons: 1
Coding region: 208-1290 (360 amino acids)
Molecular function (GO): protein binding
Source: RefSeq, a predicted model, not a curated record
GCGCCCCCAGGCCAGAAUUUAUUUCGUAACGAGAAGAAAAGCAUCGUCUCAUCCAUCCUCCCACUUCACCACCACAGAAAAACCGGACGCAACCACCCGAAAGUUAAACCAAACCAGCCUCGCACCCGAAUAGCCCGAACGGUCAGCAGCGCAGCCACUCAUCAGCCACGAAGAAAGCAGGAGCGCGACGCGGGCCGCACCGCAGCCAUGAGCGCCGCGGAGCACAAGGACAUGGAGAUCGCCGUCGCCAAGAGGCGGCGGGACGGCAAGGAGCCCGCGGAGGAGGAGCCGCUGGCGGCGCUGGCGGACGACGUGCUGCUGCAGAUCCUGGGCCGCCUCGAGGGGGACCCGCGCGACUGGGCGCGCGCGUCCUGCGCGUCCCCGCGCCUCGCCGCGCUCCUCCGUGCCGCCUGCUUCCCGCCGCGCCUCUCCCGGGCGCUCCCCGCCGAGCUGCUCCCCGCGGACGGGGCGCCCGCCGCGUGGGCCGCGCUCCACAAGAUGUCCGUCUGCUGCCCCGGCCUCCUCCGCGCCGGGAUCCUCCUCGAGCCCACCGACGACUUCGGCCUCGAGCUCGACAUCGGCCCCGACCUCACCGUCCCCGCCUCCUCGUCAUCCUCCUCCCUCGAGCCCACGGCCACCUCCUCGCUUCAACCGCCCAAGACCGCAGAGCCUGCGCAGAAACCCAGCGACGGCACACUGGCCGCCGCGGACGCCGCCGCGUGGUCCCUCUACGAUGACCUGUACCUGGACGCGGCCUACGACUGCUCCGAGACGCAGGUCGCCGCCGCGCCCGGGCCGGCCGCGGAGGCAGAGGAGGAGAAGCCACCGGCAGCCAAUGCCGUCCGGCGCGGCGUGGUGUCUGGUACCCGCCGGCGGCCGCGGCGGUGGCUGGGCCCCGUGGGCGCGCACCUGGCGUCGGGGUCCUGGACGCUGAGCCGCGAGCAGGGCAACAAGCUGCUGGCCAGCCGGUUCCGCGGCGACCGGCUGUACAUCUGCGAGUGGCCCGGGUGCGUGCACGCCGAGGAGCGGCGCAAGUACAUGGUGUUCCGCGGCGUGUUCCAGGACUUCGCGCGCUCCCAGGUGCGGCGCGCGCUCCGGGACACGCGGCGCCCCACCGUGGCCGUGGACUGCGCCUUCUGCGGCUGCACGGAGGCGUGGGACCUCUACUCCGCCUUCUGCCUCCGCAGCUUCCACGGGUACCACGACGACGGCGAGCCUGUCGUGCGCGCCUACGUCUGCGAGAACGGCCACGUCGCCGGCGCCUGGACCGAGCGCCCGCUCUACUCCUGACUGCUUGCUCCGGUCCAAUGGCGACGACAUGACAGGCAUGCCGCGCUCCGCCAUCGUUAAAUCCAUCGCCAAGCAUGCCUCGCACGUUCUUAUGAUAAGUUCGGUGCGUACAUAGCCGCGAUGUGGAUCUCGGCGAGCUCCGAGGUCAUGCAUGCGUGAGUGAUGUAUCUUUUCUCCUGUGUUUUUUUUCCAUCCGAUGUAACCCUGGCUGAUGCUUAGCAUAAAGAAGAAUGAAAGAGGGAUUUUUUA